AUGGAUUCGACAGAUGCCCAGGCGGUGCCUCCGCCCUCUCCGCCCUCUCAGGCUCAAGCGGAACCAACAGAGAUGCCGGCCGAGGCACCCAGCACGGCCUCGCCUCCGCCCUCGAAACCGAUACAUACCCUGAUUCUCGACACCGGUCCUCUUAUCAAGAACGAUCCUCCACUCAGCACUCUGCUCGCCCAGGCUGAGGAGCUAUACACAUUGCCUUCCGUUCUACCCGAGAUCAAGGACGCCGCAACGAGAGCGAGGGUUGAGACUCAGCUUCUCCCGUUCCUCAAGCUGCGGAGCCCCAAGCCUGAGAGCGUCAAGUUCGCCACCGAUUUUGCCCGCCGUACUGGCGAUCUCGAGGUUCUCAGCCGACCUGAUCUGCACUUGAUUGCUCUGGCAUACGAGCUGGAAUGCGAACGCAACGGAGGAGACUGGCGGCUACGGAAUGAACCGAAUCAGAAGAGGCUGAACGGCAGGUCGCCGGCACAGCUCGCCAAGGAUGCUGAGGCUGCAGAGUCUGCGCAGUUGGCGACGGUGGAGGACGGCGACCACCCACAUCCCGAGGCUGUUGAUACUUCCAAAACAGAGGUGCCGGCAGAGAACCCCGAGGUAGAGGCCAAGGAGACGCAAAGUCCCGUGGCCGAGUUCGUAGAGCAGGCGAACGAGGGAGUAGAUCCUGUCAUCGGCCAGGAGGCUGUCACACACCAACUGGACGCCCUGACGCUGGACCCGGAGAAGGAUGUAGACCCAGAUCAACCACCAGCCCAGGAAUGUAGUACGGAAGAGAAUGCCGGUGCGGAGGAGGACGACGAUGAAGACGGCUGGAUCACCCCUUCGAAUCUCAAACAGCAUCAGCAGAGAGACCAGAAAUCAGCUCCAGAGCAGCCAUUCCAGAGAGUCUUGCAGGUGGCCCUCCUCACCUCGGAUUACGCCAUGCAGAACGUCCUUCUGCGCAUCAACCUGAACCUCGUCUCCCCGAGCCUCGCGCGGAUCACCCGAGUCAAGACGUGGGUGCUACGUUGCCACGGGUGCUUCCAGAUCACUCGUAACAUGAGCAAGCAGUUCUGCCCCAAGUGUGGACAGCCGACCCUCACGCGAGUGAGUUGCUCGACGGACCAGAGCGGCAACUUCCAGGUCCAUCUCAAGAAGAACUUUCAGUGGAACAACCGAGGAAACGUCUACAGCGUGCCCAAGCCGGUCCACGGAACGGCCAACGGCAAGUAUAGAAACCAGGGCGGCGGCAAGAACGGAUGGGGCAGAGAGCUGCUUUUGGCCGAGGACCAGAAGGAAUAUUCCCAGAAGGUCGACGCCGACAAGAGGACGAGGCAGAGGGAUCUGAUGGACGAGGAUUAUCUGCCGAGCAUCCUGAGCGGAAGUAGACAGGGCGGCCAGGGAAGGAUACGGGUCGGCGCAGGGCGAAAUGUGAAUGCGAGGAAGAGAAAUUAA
Molecule: messenger RNA, 1443 nt
Organism: Neoarthrinium moseri
Lineage: Eukaryota; Fungi; Ascomycota; Sordariomycetes; Amphisphaeriales; Apiosporaceae
Exons: 1
Coding region: 1-1443 (480 amino acids)
Biological process (GO): ribosomal small subunit biogenesis; maturation of SSU-rRNA
Cellular component (GO): preribosome, small subunit precursor
Molecular function (GO): RNA endonuclease activity
Source: RefSeq, a predicted model, not a curated record